Messenger RNA from Cavenderia fasciculata, 1770 nucleotides. RefSeq names its product protein farnesyltransferase beta subunit (gene fntB). Bases 1 to 1770 code for a protein of 589 amino acids. Gene Ontology annotation, molecular function: protein binding; protein farnesyltransferase activity. NCBI's taxonomy places the organism in Eukaryota, Evosea, Eumycetozoa, Acytosteliales, Cavenderiaceae. Gene Ontology annotation, biological process: protein farnesylation. Gene Ontology annotation, cellular component: protein farnesyltransferase complex. The record is from RefSeq and is a predicted model, not a curated record. The transcript is spliced from 4 exons.
AUGAGUAGAAUACAAGAGAUUGAUAUUGAUACAGAUGAAGAUUAUAAUAGCAAUAUCCAACAACAACAGAAUAAUAUAAAUAAUGUAGUACAAAGAGAACCAAUAACACCAACAGUAAUAGCACAAAAUGGAAUGAUUGCACAAAUAAUGGAAAAGAGAGCUGAUCAUAAAGAUGAUGAAACUGGUGAAGAGUUGGAACCUGGACUAUUCAAAGAACAAUGUGUGUCAUUUGCAACUGAUGCAUUGGGUUAUAUACACGGUUCACAUACAUCGUUGGAGAGUUCUCGUGCAUGGAUCUGUUUUUGGAAUCUACAUGCAUUGGAUUUGUUGGGAUACUUGACACCUGAAAGACUGCAUGAACCAACUAAAACAACACAAUCAAAGGUGGUAGAAGGAGAGACGUGUGAUGGAUCCAUCAAAAGUCGUUCAACUGGUUUUUUAAAAAGACUACAACAACCAUCUGGUGGGUUUGCAGGUGGAAUGGAUCAAGUCAGUCAUAUGGUAUCUACCUUUGCUGCAGUUAGUGCAUUGAUGGUAGUCGAGUCGUACGAGGUGAUUAAUCGUCGUACAAUGUACCAAUUCCUAAUGCGAAUGAAGACUGCCCAAGGAUCAUUCAAAACACAAGAAGAUGGUGAAGAUGACUCACGUUCAACUUAUUGUGCAAUGGUAGUUGCCACCCUUCUCAAUAUUGUCACACCUGAAUUGAUACAGGGUGUUCCCGAAUACCUUGCACGUUGUCAAACCUAUGAAGGAGGGUUUGGAGGUCAACCUGGUGUAGAAGCUCAUGGUGGUUAUACUUUUUGUUCAGUUGCUGCUCUAUCUCUACUAAAUUCUCUUCAUUUAAUUAAUUUUAAUUCUUUAUUGAGAUGGCUUGUAAAUAGACAAUUAGAUUAUGAUGGUGGAAUUCAAGGUAGAACCAAUAAAUUGGUUGAUACAUGUUAUAGUUAUUGGCAAUGUGCAUUGUUUCCUAUAUUGAGGGCAUACGAUGAAUCAUUGGCAUCACAACAUCAUGCAAUGUUUUAUCAGAAUAUUGGGAAUAGUGUAGACGGCAAACAACUCUUUAAUCAACAGAAACUGCAGGAAUAUUGUUUGGUGUGUUGUCAGAAUGUGAGGGGUGGAUUUAGUGACCACCCUCAACGUGGUCGUGAUUAUUACCAUACUUGCUACACAUUGGCUGGUUUGUCGGUAUCACAACACAAUGAUCUCUAUCUUUCGGUCAAUUGUAUUAAUGGUAGUCGACAAGAAAUGCCUCCAGUUACUUUAACAUCAGAUGUCACUGCUCCACCAUACACUCUAUCCGAUUGCACAGACCAAGAAAAACUAUCUAAUCUCAUCGAACCAACUCAUCCAAUUUUUAAUCUUUGUCUUCCAAAAUGUGGUAAUGGACAAGUACCAUUUAUUCUAGAAGAUGUUGAUUCAAAAUAUACAAUUGGAAGAGUAAAGAGAACUCUAUGUGCAAGAUAUAAUAUACCUGUCAAAUCUCAAAGAUUAAUCUUGGGUGGUAGACAAUUAAAAAAUAGGUUUGUUUCUAUCUCUCUCACUCCUCUCUCUGUCUCUGUCUCUCAAACUUUUAAAACAUUGGAAGAAUACAAAAUUGAUGGUGAAUUUCCUUUACAUCUUGUGCUUCGACUCAGUCUCUUUGCUGUUGCUCCUGUGAGUAAUCCAAAUGUACGAGUGGCUGGUGAACAACCACCAUCAACGACUGCUACACUACCAACACUCGAACAAGAAGAGGCUGGUAUUGUCGAAGUAGAUGACGAAGAUGAUUAA